AUGGGUGGCCGACCAAAGGAGCUCCCAGACUUUACUCGCCAGCUUCAUUUUGAGUUUGCUACCAAGGAUUUGGGUUCUCUUUGUUACUUUCUUGGUCUUGAAGCUUCACCCACUCCUAAUGGUCUUUUUAUUAGUCAGUUAAAAUAUGUUCGAGAUAUUCUCACUCGUGCUCAGUUGCUCGAUAGCAAACCAGUCCACACUCCCAUGGUUGUUUCUCAGUACCUGACUACUGAUGGUUCUUCUUUCUCUAAUCUUACUCUCUAUCUAUCUCUUGUUGAUGACCUUCAGUACUUAACCAUUACGCGUCUAGAUUUUGCCCAUGGUACCAAUUCUGUCAAUCAAUGUUUGCAUGACCCUACUGUAGAUCACUUUCUUGCUGUCAAACGUAUUCUUCUCUAUGUUAAGUGA
This is a messenger RNA of Cucurbita pepo subsp. pepo (vegetable marrow), 408 nucleotides long. The record is from RefSeq and is a predicted model, not a curated record. NCBI's taxonomy places the organism in Eukaryota, Viridiplantae, Streptophyta, Magnoliopsida, Cucurbitales, Cucurbitaceae.